AGAGAGAGAGAGAGAGAUCCCGUACAUGUUUAUAUACUCUGAUUUCUAGGGUUUGCUUUCGCGUUCCAGAUUUAACAAAAAAAAAAAUUCAGACUUUUUUUCUUUUUCAAUUUCGUGGUUUCGUUGGUGGGUUAUCUGAAAUUUUCGUAAUUUUGGGGGUUAUUGUAGAUAGGGAGGGAAAAGUUUCGUUUUUUAUUUUUUUAUUUUGGGGGAUGGUGGAGAUGAGGAAAUCUGGAGGUUUAAGAACGGAGUCUGAAUUGGCGGCCAAGUGUCGAGAUGAGCUGCCGGUUAAAUUGGAGAUAGCUGAGGAUGAUUUAGAAGAAGAGCAUGCUCCUCUCAACAAACGAUCCAAGUUGUGGAGCUCUGGGGGAAGCUCAUCGCCAAUGGUACCAGCUAAGUAUAACCCGCUUGAUGAGCCGAGUCCUCUUGGAUUGAGCCUUAGGAAGAGUCCAUCUUUGUUGGAGUUGAUUCAGAUGAGGCUAACUCAUUGUGGUGAUCCGAAAUCUGAAACGAUGCCAGGUUGUGCUGUUGGGUCUGGUGUUAAGAAGGAAAGCAAAGGUAUUGGUGCUGCUUCUGCUGCAUCAGUCGGAUCGACUUUGGCGCCAGGAAGUAUUGAGAAGCUCAAAGCUUCUAACUUUCCUGCUUCGCUUUUGAAGAUCGGGCAGUGGGAGUAUAAAUCGAGGUAUGAAGGUGAUUUGGUGGCAAAGUGUUACUUUGCAAAACACAAACUUGUUUGGGAAGUGUUGGAACAAGGUCUUAAGAGUAAAAUCGAGAUCCAAUGGUCAGAUAUUAUGGCUCUAAAGGCAAACUGUCCUGAAGAUGGACCUGGAACUUUGACUCUCGUGCUUGCUAGACAGCCCUUAUUUUUCCGGGAAACAAACCCACAGCCUAGAAAACAUACUUUGUGGCAGGCGACGUCAGAUUUUACUGAUGGCCAAGCCAGCAUGAACAGGCAGCAUUUUCUGCAAUGUGCCCAAGGGAUAAUGAACAAACAUUUCGAAAAGCUUGUUCAAUGUGACCAUCGUUUGUUCCAUCUAAGCCGACAGCCGGAGAUAGCUAUGGACUCUCCCUACUUUGAUGCACGGCAAUCAAUUUUUGAGGAUCCAAAUGAAUCAAAAGGCCAUCCUUUUGGGAAUUUGAAUCUUAACACAGGUCCUGCAAUCUCUGGGACUCAUAAUUUAGCAUCUCCUGUUGGGGCUCAGUCGUCAUCUGAGCAUAUGUAUCUGUCUCAUGAAGCACCAUCACCCAGCUCAGUGAUAGAUGCUCGUUCAAAUGAAGGAAUAGGGGGUUCCGAAGCAGUCAAUUCAAGAAACAGAACGGAUUGUGGUCAGAUCGAAGCACCUGGAUUACAUCAAUCUAUGUCACUGAGUGAUUUUCUUGCAGUUCUCUGUGAUUCAAAAAACACAGCGGAUUCGAGUCUGGCUGGAGAAGUAGCUGGACUAGACCACUCUAUGUCAGUUAGUGAUUUCGUUGCAUUUUUAUCUGAUUCCAGAAAUAUAACUGACUCAGAUCAGAUCAAAGUACCUGGACUACACCAAUCUAUGUCAGUGAGCGAUUUCGUUGGACUGCUCUCUGAUCCUGCUGGUGGAAGUCAUCCGGAACAUAUGGAGAAAUUUGAGAUCAUGAAACAGCAGUUGCUAAGUGAUAAUAUCCAGUUCGAGGCACCAGAUGAGAGGUCUCUUAUGCCAAGGGUUAACUCUUUAUUCAACCUCUUGUACAAGGACCCCAACGUCCCUGUAAACUCACAGCCCAAUACUGAAAUUUCGGUUGGAUUGAAGUCUGAACCCAGUGAUCCGAAGGGAAUUCUUUCCGACAACAACAACAGAGUUAAUGAUCCAGCUUCUAGCAGCAAACCACAGGGUAUGUUAAGGAAAGACUCAUUCGGUGAUCUGCUAUUACACCUGCCCCGGAUCACAUCCUUGCCAAAGUUCUUGGCCAACAUUUCAGAAGAAGAUGGUGAUGCAUAUAAUAGAUAAUUUUAUAGAUUGCGCUUUUCUUUUAUGGAUUUGGCAAAUAUAGGAACCUGGACUUGUAGCUUUUCUGUUUUUUCUUGUAAAUCAAAUUUAUCUCUUUGGUAACUACAACCCCCACACAGGGAUUUGAAGAAAACAUGUUUUGGUAAUUAAUUUCUGUAGAUUAUUCCCAAUAUAAAACAAUGUUUGCAGAGGCAUAAGCAUUUCA
Camelina sativa (false flax) is the source of this 2181-nucleotide messenger RNA. The record is from RefSeq and is a predicted model, not a curated record. Lineage: Eukaryota; Viridiplantae; Streptophyta; Magnoliopsida; Brassicales; Brassicaceae.